CACCUGUUGUGCGUGCCACUUUUUUUUUAUAUUAGGGAUUCGUUCUUUUUCUUCUCCUCUGGGUGUACUCUACCGUGGGGACUCCAUGGUUGCUACCAUUCGACGGACACAGCAUGGGGCGUUGUCAACCCAUUCAAAGGGUGAAACGAGGGGGGAAUGUUGGCAUGGAGGUGAAACGUUUGCCCUCGUAUUUUGUCUCUUUCGGUUGCUGUUUGGUACGGGAUGCAAGUGUUUUUAGCAGGGACGUUAUGUAUCGGCAUUGAUUGGUGUCGUACACCGGCCACAGACUUUAUUUCGCUUUCGAGCACUUCCUUUUGGAAGUUAAACAUGCCAUCAAGGAAAUGACCACCCGUUCGAGAUAUAAC
This is a messenger RNA of Ectocarpus sp. CCAP 1310/34, 365 nucleotides long. NCBI's taxonomy places the organism in Eukaryota, Phaeophyceae, Ectocarpales, Ectocarpaceae. The record is from the annotation of a GenBank genome assembly.